ACCUUCCCCUUUUUUUUUCCUAUUCUCCUGCUCGUCUCUGUACCUGGAGCUUUUUACUUCAUGUUUAUUGGAGUUCUCUCAAAGCAUCGGUCUUUCCCUUCUUCUGAAAGUGAAAACGAAUAGAAGAAGAAGAAGAAGAAGAAGAAGAAGAAAGAAAGCAAGAUGGCUAAAGAGCUCCAGGUGCUGAACGCACUAGAUGCUGCCAAGACCCAAUGGUACCACUUCACGGCGAUUGUCAUCGCCGGCAUGGGCUUCUUCACCGACGCCUAUGACCUCUUCUGCAUCUCCCUAGUCACCAAGCUUCUUGGCCGGAUCUACUACCACAUCGACGGCUCCAGCACCCCUGGCACGCUCCCGCCGAACAUCGCGGCCGCCGUCAACGGCGUGGCCUUCUGCGGCACGCUCUCCGGCCAGCUCUUCUUCGGCUGGCUCGGGGACAAAAUGGGCCGGAAGAAGGUCUACGGCCUCACCCUCAUGCUCAUGGUGGUCUGCUCCAUCGCCUCCGGCCUCUCCUUCGGCCACACCGCCAAGGGCGUCAUCGCCACCCUCUGCUUCUUCCGCUUCUGGCUCGGCUUCGGCAUCGGCGGCGACUACCCCCUCUCCGCCACCAUCAUGUCCGAGUACGCCAACAAGCGAACCCGUGGCGCCUUCAUCGCGGCCGUCUUCGCCAUGCAGGGCUUCGGCAUCCUCGGUGGGGGCAUCAUCGCAAUCAUCAUCUCCGCCGCCUUCAAGGACCAUUUCAAGGCGCCGCCCUACUCCGUCGACCCCGUCGGCUCCACCGUCCCCCAGGCCGACUACGUCUGGCGGAUAAUCCUCAUGGUCGGCGCCCUCCCAGCGGCCCUCACCUACUACUGGCGGAUGAAGAUGCCGGAGACCGCCCGCUACACGGCGCUCGUCGCCAAGAACGCUAAGCAGGCGGCGGCCGACAUGUCCAAAGUUCUCCAGGUCGAGAUCAUGGAGGAGCAGGCGAAGGUGGAGGAGCUGUCCAAGAACUCGUCCGGUUUCGGCCUCUUCUCCAAGGAAUUCGCACGCCGCCACGGCCUCCAUCUCCUCGGCACCACCACCACCUGGUUCCUCCUCGACAUCGCCUUCUACAGCCAGAACCUCUUCCAGAAGGACAUCUUCACCGCCAUCAACUGGAUCCCCAAGGCCGCCACCAUGAACGCCAUCGAAGAAGUCUUCAGAAUUGCCCGCGCCCAGACCUUGAUCGCCCUUUGCGGCACCGUCCCCGGCUACUGGUUCACCGUCGCGCUCAUCGACGUCAUCGGCCGGUUCAAGAUCCAGCUCAUGGGCUUCUUCAUGAUGACGGUCUUCAUGCUCGGCCUCGCCAUCCCCUACCACCACUGGACGACCAAAGGCAACCACAUCGGCUUCGUCAUUAUGUACGGGUUCACCUUCUUCUUCGCCAACUUCGGUCCCAACAGCACCACCUUCAUCGUGCCGGCUGAGAUCUUCCCGGCGAGGCUGCGGUCGACGUGCCACGGGAUCUCCGCGGCCGCCGGGAAGGCAGGGGCUAUCAUCGGCGCGUUCGGGUUCUUGUAUGCGGCGCAGAACCAGGACAAGGCUAAGGCUGAACACGGCUACCCGGCCGGCAUUGGCGUCAGGAAUUCGCUCUUCGUGCUGGCAGGUUGCAACCUGUUGGGGCUCCUCUUUACCUUCUUGGUGCCGGAAUCCAAGGGGAAAUCAUUGGAAGAGAUGUCCGGGGAGAACGAGGAGGAUGAUCCCACAUCCGAAACAACUUACAACAGGACAGCCCCGGUUUAGUUUUAAUUUGCGCGAGCAACUCUGUGGAAAUUAUUAGUCUCGCGCUUCUCAAAGCUUUUGUGUGUGAUACCAUGGGACUUCCAGACUGUUUAUUCUGUGAUCUCACCAUAUGGAAGCUAUUUUUUCAGGUUUUCUCACUAUAAGUUUUAUCAAUAAAAAAAAGUCUCUGUAUCGGCCGCUCGGUUUGUGGAGGACGACACAGCCACAUGCUUGCUUGUUUUCUGUUUGGUGUUAUCCGGAAGAACAAAGUCGUGAGAGGAUAAGCCAUCGUGGAUUCACAGGGAAUCGUUAGACUAUGUGAACAGAGUAUUUACAGUAUAAUAUAUCUGCACCCAUGUGUGCGUUCAUGAUU
Messenger RNA from Elaeis guineensis (African oil palm), 2116 nucleotides. RefSeq names its product probable inorganic phosphate transporter 1-8. Gene Ontology annotation, cellular component: membrane. Gene Ontology annotation, molecular function: phosphate transmembrane transporter activity. Gene Ontology annotation, biological process: transmembrane transport; phosphate ion transport. The record is from RefSeq and is a predicted model, not a curated record. NCBI's taxonomy places the organism in Eukaryota, Viridiplantae, Streptophyta, Magnoliopsida, Arecales, Arecaceae.